Messenger RNA from Oncorhynchus gorbuscha (pink salmon), 4431 nucleotides. RefSeq names its product phospholipid-transporting ATPase 11C-like. The record is from RefSeq and is a predicted model, not a curated record. The transcript has 28 exons. Gene Ontology annotation, cellular component: trans-Golgi network; plasma membrane; recycling endosome. The coding region runs from base 513 to 3935 and encodes 1140 amino acids. Gene Ontology annotation, biological process: phospholipid translocation. Gene Ontology annotation, molecular function: ATP hydrolysis activity; ATP binding; magnesium ion binding. NCBI's taxonomy places the organism in Eukaryota, Metazoa, Chordata, Actinopteri, Salmoniformes, Salmonidae.
UAUAUUUGACAGGGGUUUGACUGACGGGAAAUAAGGGGGCAGUAGUAGGCGAGAAAGACCUGCGUAUGAAUCGAAAUUGAAGUUACUUUUUGUAUGUCGGUCACAUUUUUUUUGUGACUGGUGCCGCGAGUUGAAUCGUAUGUGAUGAUUAAUUCGGAAAGACACAGCAACAGGGCAUAGAACUACAGGAUGUCGCGGACAGUUUCAGUUUUUUUUGGAUGGGGAAGCACGACUCGAACAGUAAAACGCAACGCGGAAAAUAUUUAAAAGGGAGAAUGCGAAUGGUUAGAAGAGAUAGAAUUCAAACAAAAUGGAAACAAUGUAGCAUCGCUGCGGCAUUCCAUAUAGCUAUAAGCACUACUAGAGUAGAAAAUAGAGAGCUAGUUAACAAAUAUAAAUGUAACGUUACUUAUUAUUUAUCAGAAAAGCUCAAACAGAGUCUGUAGUAAACUGGUUGAAACAAAAAAUAGUUCGUUGGUGUCCCCAGCUACCAAAGAAGAGAGAACUCAAAUAUGCUACGGAGAAGACUGAACCGUUUGUUCGGUAGGGACGAGAGGAGGGUAGACAGCAGGACCAUCUACGUAGGCCACCGGCCCUGUCCCGCCACCGACGCUUUCAUCCCCCCCAAGUUCUGUGACAACAGGAUUGUCUCUUCCAAGUACACGGUGUGGAACUUCCUGCCAAAGAAUCUGUUUGAACAGUUCAGAAGAAUCGCCAAUUUCUACUUCCUCAUAAUCUUCUUGGUGCAGGUCAUUGUAGACACUCCCACCAGCCCAGUCACUAGUGGCCUGCCAUUGUUCUUCGUCAUCACAGUAACAGCCAUUAAACAGGGCUAUGAGGACUGGCUGCGGCACAAGGCAGACAAUGAGGUGAAUAAGUACCUGGUGACUGUGCUGGAGGACGGCCGGAGAGCACGCAAGGAGAGCGAGAAAAUCAAGGUCGGGGAUGUGGUGGAGGUGGUGGAGGAUGAGACCUUCCCCUGUGACCUCAUCCUGCUGCAGUCCAGCCGGGAGGACGAGACCUGCUUUGUCACCACGGCCAGUCUGGACGGGGAGUCCAACCAUAAGACACACUACACAGUGCCAGACACAGAGAAGGGCCUGGAGUCUCUCAGUGCCACCGUGGAGUGCGAGCAGCCGCAGCCUGACCUCUACAAGUUUGUGGGGCGUAUGCACAUCUACAAGAAUGACCAGGAGCCUGCUGUGAGGUCUUUGGGUCCAGAGAAUCUCCUCCUGAAAGGCGCUACCUUGAAGAAUACUCAGAAGAUUUAUGGAGUGGCAGUGUACUCUGGCAUGGAAACCAAAAUGGCUCUGAACUACCAGGGGAAGUCCCAGAAGCGAUCUGUGGUGGAGAAAUCUAUCAAUGCCUUCCUGCUGGUGUACCUGGGUAUCCUGGUGAGCAAGGCCCUGGUGUGCACCACGCUCAAGUACGUGUGGCAGAGCCAACCAGGCCAGGAAGAGCCCUGGUACAACCAGAAGACGCAGAAGGAGAAAGAUGCCAACCUGUACCUGAAUAUGUUUACUGACUUCCUGUCGUUCAUGGUGCUGUUCAACUUCAUCAUCCCCGUGUCCAUGUACGUGACUGUGGAGAUGCAGAAGUUCCUGGGCUCCUUCUUCAUCUCCUGGGACAAGGACUUCUUCGACCCCGAGAUCCAGGAAGGGGCUCUGGUCAACACCUCUGACCUCAACGAGGAGCUAGGACAGGUGGAGUAUGUGUUCACGGACAAGACGGGCACUCUGACCCAGAACAGCAUGGAGUUCAUCGAGUGCUGCAUCGACGGCUUCCAGUACAAGAACCGUGACUCGAGCACCGAGCUGGACGGCUUCUGUGUCACAGAUGGACCCGUGAGCAUGCUGCAGCAGAAGGCUGGCAGGGAGGAGGAGGAGCUGUUCCUGCGGGCUCUGUGUCUGUGCCACACGGUGCAGGUCAAGGAGUCUACGGGUCAGGAGGACGGGGUUGGGGACCAGGUGGACGGUGUCCUGGGGCUGGACGGAGAGAUGGUCCACCCUGCAGAGCUCAGGGGCUUCAUCGCCUCCUCACCCGACGAGGUGGCACUGGUCAAGGGAGCCAUGAAGUAUGGUUUCACAUUCCUAGGUAUGGAGAGCAAGAACAUGAGAGUGAUGAACAGAGACAAAGAUGUUGAAACGUACGAGCUGCUUCAUGUGUUGAACUUUGACCCCGUGAGAAGGCGUAUGAGCGUAAUAGUCCGAUCCAAAUGCGGGGACAUCAUGCUGUUCUGUAAGGGGGCCGACUCCUCCAUCUUCCCCCGUGUCAGGCAGGAGGAGGUGGACAGGAUACGCAUGCACGUGGAGCGCAACGCUACGGAAGGCUACCGGACGCUGUGUGUGGCCUACAAGCUGCUGAGUUCUGAAGAGUACGCCCAGGCAGACGCAGGGCUGAGGGAAGCCAGGCUGGCCCUGGAUGACCGAGAGGAGAAACUCAUGGCUGUCUACAACCAGGUGGAGACUGGGAUGAGCCUGAUCGGAGCUACCGCUGUGGAGGACAGGUUGCAGGAGGAGGCAGCGGAGACCAUGGAGGCCCUGCAGCGGGCUGGCAUGAAGGUGUGGGUUCUUACGGGGGACAAGAUGGAGACUGCCAAGUCCACGUGCUAUGCCUGUCGGCUAUUCCAGAGGGGCACAGAGCUGCUGGAACUGACGGUGCGAACCCUGGAGGACGGCGGAAGGAGGAGAGAAGAGCGCCUGCAUGAGGUGCUGUUAGACUACCACAAGAGGGCAGUGCAGGAACCACCACCGGUUAAGUCUAGGGUCACCAGGAGCUGCACUUCAGCUAAGCAGGACUACGGCUUCAUCAUAGACGGAGCCACUCUGUCCUUAGUGUUCAACUCCUCUCCUGACUCCAGCCACUACAAGAGUCUCUUCCUCCAGAUCUGUCAGAACUGUACCACUGUUCUGUGCUGCCGUAUGGCUCCCCUACAGAAGGCCCAGAUCGUGAACAUGGUGAAGAACUCCAAAGGCAGCCCCAUCACCCUCUCCAUCGGAGAUGGAGCCAACGAUGUCAGUAUGAUUCUGGAGGCACACAUAGGCAUCGGUAUAAAAGGUAAAGAGGGUCGCCAGGCAGUGAGGAACAGUGACUAUGCCAUCCCUAAACUCAAGCACCUGAAGAAACUGUUACUGGGACACGGGCACCUCUACUACGUUCGGAUCGCCCACUUGGUGCAAUACUUCUUCUACAAGAACCUCUGCUUCAUCUUACCUCAGUUCUUGUACCAGUUUUUCUGUGGAUCUUCCCAGCAACCCCUCUACGACGCAGCCUAUCUGACGAUGUACAACAUCUGUUUCACCUCCAUGCCUAUCCUGGCCUACAGCCUGUUGGAGCAGCACAUCUGUAUGGAGGUCCUGAUGAGCAAUGCUACCCUCUACAGGGACGUAGCAAAGAAUGCCAUGUUGCGUUGGAGCCCCUUCCUGUACUGGACCCUACUUGGGGUCUACCAGGGCCUCCUGUUCUUCUUUGGGGUCCGCUUUCUCUUUAGUAACCCCGCCCUGCAGGACAAUGGCCAGGUGUUUGGGAAUUGGUCGUACGGAACAAUUGUUUUUACUGUCCUCGUCUUCACCGUCACGCUAAAGCUGGCUAUGGACACGCGCCAUUGGACAUGGAUCAAUCACUUUGUCAUCUGGGGCUCGCUGGCCUUCUACAUGUUCUUCAGCUUCUUCUGGGGUGGGAUCAUAUGGCCCUUCCUUCGGCAGCAGCGUCUCUACUUUGUGUUUGCUAAUAUGCUGCGCUCUGUGUCGGCCUGGCUGGUCAUCAUCCUCCUCAUCCUGCUCAGCCUGCUGCCUGAGAUCCUGCUGCUGGUCCUCCGCAAGCCGCGCUGGCCCCACUCUCGACAGAUCAAGCAACGACUUCCUUCGUCGGGAACGUCCACUGUCUUCAUGCUGUCGCAGACCGCCAGCACUCACAGCUUCUCCUGGAGUGACUGAGGUCUCUCUCUCUAUGCUCUUUGCCUCUCUCCUCUCCUCCUAUCUAUCCUGUCCUGCUUGCCAGAUUUCUCCCCCAUCCCUCUUCCUGCCUUUAACACGACUCAGGUGGUGUCCUAUAACAUCCAGCAUCCACCCUCCCUUGACAGGUUAGGCCUGAUCCUCACACUGUUGCCCAUUCUAGAGGUUCCCACUUUAGAACAUAGUGAUGUUGAAGGGAUGCUGCUUUUUUAAAGGUUCUAACGACAUUGCCCAAUGCCCUGCCUUCUGUCACUUACCCAGUGUUGUGUUUGGUUUGGUGCUGAAACCAUGGCAUGUUGGUGCUAUGUCUACUUCGGUAUGUCCUGGUGCAUUGGUCAUUGUGUCUUAGCUGCCUGUGUUGUGCCUGCUGUCUCUGCAUGCCUGUCCAGGUGAAUGCGGCACGCCAACACAUGAGGUUAACCUGCAUGCCAGUGUGCCCCAGACAACCCCAUACCAGACAACCCCAUACCCUGGACCC